Messenger RNA from Aspergillus viridinutans, 2067 nucleotides. Its product is annotated as putative Ste20-like serine/threonine protein kinase. Lineage: Eukaryota; Fungi; Ascomycota; Eurotiomycetes; Eurotiales; Aspergillaceae. Gene Ontology annotation, molecular function: ATP binding; protein kinase activity. The transcript is spliced from 4 exons. The record is from RefSeq and is a predicted model, not a curated record. Gene Ontology annotation, biological process: protein phosphorylation. The coding region runs from base 1 to 2067 and encodes 688 amino acids.
AUGGAAGGCAUGGUAGACCCUGAGACCAUUUACAUGAGGCAAAACUGCAUUGGUGGUGGGAGCUUUGGUCGAGUUUACAAAGGGGUCGAUAAACGUACCGGCAAUUCUGUCGCUAUCAAGGUCAUUGAUGUCGAAAAUGCUGAAGACGAAGUCGAAGAUAUUAUCCAGGAAAUUGCCAUCUUGUCCGAACUCGACUCUCCAUAUGUUACGAAGUAUCAUGGCUCUUUUCUUAAGGGCUCUCAUCUGUGGAUUGUCAUGGAAUUUUGUUCGGGGGGUAGUUGCAGCGAUCUUCUUCGCCCGGGGCCAAUUCCGGAGGACUAUAUCAUGAUAAUCAUGCGAGAGUUGCUUCGUGGCCUGGAUUAUCUGCAUAGCGAUAAGAAAUUGCAUCGCGACGUGAAAGCUGCAAAUAUCCUUCUCACGUCCAACGGCCAGGUGAAGCUCGCGGAUUUUGGUGUUUCUAGCCAGCUCUCAGCAACUAUGACAAAGAAGAACACCUUCGUGGGGACCCCUUUCUGGAUGGCCCCAGAGGUCAUCAAACAGUCGGGGUAUGAUUAUAAAGCUGACAUCUGGUCUCUGGGGAUCACUGCCAUAGAGUUGGCGCAGGGAGAACCACCUUACUCCGACAUCCAUCCGAUGAAGGUCUUGUUCUUGAUUCCUAAGAAUCCUCCUCCCACGCUUCAGGGGCCUUUCAGCAAAACGUUCAAGAACUUUGUCGAGCUCUGUUUGCGGCGUGACCCCAGGGAAAGGCCGUCGGCCAAGGAGUUACUCGAGCACCCAUUUGUCAAGAGAGCAAGACGAACGACUUAUCUGACGGAGUUGAUCGAGCGCUAUGAAGGAUGGCAGAUACGUAAUGGCGUUCAAAAUGGCGGCGUGGAUGAGGACUACGUACAAGAUCUCCCGUCGGAUGACAAAGAUCGCGAACAUGAGGAAGACCUCUGGGACUUCGGCACUGUGCGCCCUGUAGGACGCACAACAGCUCGGGACCCGAUGAGGGAGGCCGAUACAAAUACCAGGAACCACAACACCACGGGCUGGAAUUUCCAAGACAAGCCUCACGAGGGGGUCAUGAAAUCAAGCCGUCCUCAACCCGACUCACCAAAGAAAAGAAGCUCGUUCAUUGUAGCUAGUGCAUCUCCCACAAAGGUUCCGCUGCCACCGUCGCCUGUCAAACAUCCAUUUUCAGAGGUCAGCCCACCUCGAACACCUACGCGUUCUCAGAGGCCUGUUGCUGGGCAACCUACAGAGAGUCCUAGCACAAGCGAGUACAACAGGGCCCUACAACAAUCUUUAGCGCAGGACUCUGUGUUUCUCCAACUCGAUCUCUCCCCCAGCAGCUCUUCGGGUCCAUCGAAAAACAGACGCGUCGUUCCAACUCCGACUGCCCACGCAACACCCUAUCCCUCCAAGGAUUCAACUCAAAUCUCCCCUUCCCGCACCGAGCGGAAGCCUACUGCAUCAGAAGCUCAAUCUCAACCCCAUGCUCAUUUACCUUCGCAUUCACUUCCUCCACCAACCCCUUCUCAUAUAUUUCCCCAUCCACAACAACAGAGAGACACGCCGCGCGAUAGGGGCAGUCCCGAAAUGUCCGUCCGUCGUUUCGCCCCAAAGAACAUCAGCCGCCAUAUCGAGGAGACGCAGCAAGUGCCAACCAAAGCGCCUGAACCUCAAACGGUUACACCCCUGCUCAAUGUCAUUGUUCCUGCUCUCAGGACCGCUGUGCGUCGUCGUAGGGAGCAGGUAGAUCUGAUUUCUCGUCAAGCUAUGGCACACAGUGGCGAGAAUCCAGACAAACUAGCUGAGAUCAAGGGUGCCCGCCAAUACGUACAGGUCAAGAUUGAAAGCCUUGUCGACGACUUAGUUCACUCGUUUACUCGGAUAGAUAACUGGGACAACGAAUCGCCAGUUGGAAUGGGUUCGGGCGUGGUUUCGUUCCUUGAGGGUUUCCUCGAAGAGAUUCUCGUCCGCAUUGAGGUUCCCACUGACGAUGAAAAUGAUGACGAAGGAUAUUAUCCAUCCAAACCAGCCGAGUCUGAGGCAGGCCAUGCUAAGAACGCGUCUAAGACCUGA